AUGUCAAACGAAGCUAUUUCAAAACCUUUAUUGAAAAAUGUCCUGCAUAAUGGUGUUAGACGCUGUAUUUGUCAACUUAAGCGAAUAACCUUCAGAUUUUGCAAGUCACAUGGUGGAAGUAAGCAAAUGAGUGAAUUUAUUGAGAAUAAUUUGCUGGAAUUCACACAGAACAAUCCGGAAGUUGUUGUUUAUUUCCAACCUAGACGAAACCAGCCUCCCAGCAUACCAGCCUAUCACCGUCAAUAUUUAAAUGGUGGCAAGCAGAUCCUGGGAAUGUCAUCUAAAUUAACCCCUGAAAUUUGUAAGUGGACUGAACACCUGAGAACCAGGUCAGGUGUUCAGAUUGUUAGAAUGAUUAAAAAUAAUCACACAGACACUCCCAUUACACAAGGCAUAUGGCAGCCAUUCAUGUUCAAGGAGACUGAAUGGGCAGUGACUAAGUUUCCCAAUGAGAAGUGGUCAUCUGUUCUCAAGGUUGGAAAAACAGCUACAGAUUAUGUGCUGGAGGAGCAAUCAGGCAAAUCCCAACAUGACAUCAAGACACGCUGCAUACAUGAAGAUAACAAAUAA
This is a messenger RNA of Physella acuta, 570 nucleotides long. RefSeq names its product large ribosomal subunit protein mL43-like. Gene Ontology annotation, cellular component: mitochondrial large ribosomal subunit. Gene Ontology annotation, molecular function: structural constituent of ribosome. Lineage: Eukaryota; Metazoa; Mollusca; Gastropoda; Physidae. Gene Ontology annotation, biological process: mitochondrial translation. The record is from RefSeq and is a predicted model, not a curated record.